UCGAUCGUCGUGGCGCGUGGACGAUUACGUGUUACGUGAUAUCGACAAAUAUCACGGGGCUCAUCCUUUGUGAAACACAGUGAAACCGACAAACAAUAACCUUAUUCAGGUUCCUGAGUAACGCUGAUCCGCCGCAGAUACGUACCGUGCGACUGAGGGGUGCCUUUCGUUUGUGAAGUGCGUCGAGUGAAUCCCGCAUAGUCGUUCGAGCAUGAAUAAUAAAGAAGUAGCCGGUGACACCGUCGCGUUUUCGGGAUCGGUUUGGUGAUCACAGUGAGGGCUAGGGUCGGGUGAUGACCCGGUGACGGCGACCCGCGGAUGGCGGCUGUAAGUGGUCCCGCGCGGCACUCUCGCGUCUCCAUGAGUGUAUCCAUGUCGCUGAUGCAGGGCGGUACGCAGAGCGCGCCGCAGGGCGCCAUCCUGGCGGCGGCGGCGCCCUACUACCAGACGCCGGCCAUCCCGACCGAUGUGCAGCCCGAUCGCCCCAUAGGCUAUGGCGCUUUUGGAGUCGUAUGGGCAGUGACGGACCCGCGCGACGGGCGGCGCGUGGCUCUCAAGAAGCUGCCCAACGUGUUCCAGUCGCUGGUCUCCUCCAAGCGCGUCUUCCGCGAGCUCAAGAUGCUGUGCUUCUUCAAACACGAGAACGUACUGUCAGCGUUGGAUAUCCUACAGCCUCCCAGCCUCGACUUCUUCCAAGAAAUUUAUGUGAUAACGGAGCUGCUGCAGAGCGACCUGCACAAGAUCAUCGUGUCGCCGCAGCACCUCUCCGCCGACCACAUCAAAGUCUUCCUCUACCAGAUCCUCAGAGGUCUGAAGUACCUGCACUCCGCCCGCAUCCUGCACCGCGAUAUCAAGCCCGGAAACCUGCUGGUGAACAGCAACUGCGUCCUCAAGAUCUGCGACUUCGGUCUGGCGAGGGUUGAGGAGCCGGAUGUGACAAAGAACAUGACGCAGGAGGUCGUCACGCAGUAUUACAGAGCUCCGGAGAUCCUGAUGGGCGCGAACCACUACACGGCGGCGGUGGACGUGUGGUCGGUGGGCUGCAUCUUCGGCGAGCUGCUCGGCCGCCGCAUACUGUUCCAGGCGCAGAGCCCCGUGCAGCAGCUGGAGCUCAUCACGGAGUUGCUGGGUACGCCGUCACUGGAAGACAUGCGGCACGCCUGCGCCGGCGCACGCGCACACAUGCUGCGCCGCGCGCCCCGCCCCCCUGCGCUCGCCGCGCUCUACACGCUCUCCGUGCAGGCCACGCACGAGGCCGUGCACCUGCUCGCACAGAUGCUAGUAUUCGACCCGAUGAAGCGCAUCUCGGUAGUCGACGCACUGGCCCACCCGUACCUGGAGGAGGGGCGUCUCCGCUACCACUCGUGUAUGUGCAAGUGCUGCUACAGCGCGCCGCCGGCCGCGCGACACUACUCGCCCGACCUCGAACCUAAUGCCCCGCACGCUUUCCAUGACGCCUGGGAGAGAAAGCUCACGAGUGUGCAUCAGGUUAAAGAGGAAAUACACAAGUUCAUAGCUGAGCAGCUGCAGACUUCGCGCGUACCGCUCUGUAUCAACCCGCAGUCCGCGGCGUUCAAGAGCUUCGCAAGCCCUAGAACCAGUUCGAAAGCAAAAGUCUGUUCCCCUUUCAAGACUGCGGCAAAAAUUCUACUGUUAACGCCCGUGAUAUUUUUAUGCGCCGCCUAGACCCGACGUAAGCGCAAUUUGCACGCUCUACUUGUGUUGUGCAUCGAUAUAGCGCGGGACACCGUUCGAUAAGGCACUUUUGACAACCCUAAUGAAUAAACAAAAUGGCCGCCUUGUCAUAAGAUAGGGUGACCAACUUAAGGAAAAAAUGUUUAAGUUAAAUUAAAAAAAAAGGGGUGCCUUCCCGAACGGUUGUCGUUCGUAAUUUCAAAAGGGUUGAUCGUUGGAUAGAGUCAAUCGGUUCGGUUGCAAUGCAUGCAAUAAAUUCGGUUGUUAUUUAGUAGUAUAGGUGACUGGUAAAGAUAUCCAUUUUUUAGGGGAUAAUCGUUAAUGCUAUAGGUCCAUUGUACUCCCAAAUGAUGGUCCCACUACAUUUCACUGUUUAGUACCUUUGCACGUUUAAAUAAAGGGUAAUAUUUAAAAAAUAGUAGUUAGUAAUGUUUAUUACUAACAACUGGUUACUGAUUGGUUUAUCACCCGUCAAACAUAGGGGAACAUGUCCACGAUUUGUAACACAAGCGGGACACUCUUGACUUAUUCAUAUCCAGUCACCAAAAGAAACUAUUCGAAAUCCAGAUUUAUUCCAAAGAAGCAGUAGAAAUUUCUAUCAUAAUAUAAUGGUAAUUAUAUUGUCGUCUCGUUCUUUAGAAAGAGAUAGCGAGCAAUUUGAAUGCUGUGGUUGUCUGAGUAGUGCAUGCGUAGACUCCGGGUUUGGUCGACGGUAGAAGUAGUUUGUGAUGCGGUUUGCUGUAAGGUCUUUUAUUAUCAUGCAUGGUCGAAUAGCUCGUAUGUUGGAUUUGGAGUCCAUCGAAUACUAUAGCGCUGGCCCAAUAGCUUUCAUAUGGCUCGUCCAAACCGAGCCUGGCUAGUCUAGAUUUAGCUGUAGAGCAGCUAUACUCAACCUGCGGCCCGCGGGCCGCAUACGGCCGGGACUUUGUCUUCGGCAUUCGUGAAGUUAAACCAUUUAGAAUUUCACGCCCACCGGCAAUAGUAUAAAAUCGUCUUGAAAGUGUUAAUUUUUUUCCACUUUUAGGCUGCGUUUUCACCUGAGAGGCGUUGCGAGGAAUGUGUUUUUGAGAACCAAUACAACCGCUGCGUUUAGCGAGCUCAGGCAAAUGAAUCGAUUCUAUUGGUUCUCAAAAACACAUUCCUCGCAACGCAGCUCCGCGCCGGUGGAAACGCAUCCUUUAACUGCUUUGAAAAACAUAAUUUUAAUAAAAUUCGGAAAAAAAUCGGUUGCGGUCCGCGACUCCCAGACCGAUAUAUGUGGCCCGUAUAAGGUUGAGUUCUGCUGUAGAGGAUCUAAUCUAACCAAAUCCAA
This is a messenger RNA of Aricia agestis (brown argus), 3007 nucleotides long. It is a transcript of the gene nmo, whose product is annotated as serine/threonine-protein kinase NLK. The coding region runs from base 319 to 1686 and encodes 455 amino acids. Lineage: Eukaryota; Metazoa; Arthropoda; Insecta; Lepidoptera; Lycaenidae. The record is from RefSeq and is a predicted model, not a curated record. The transcript is spliced from 10 exons. Gene Ontology annotation, biological process: intracellular signal transduction; protein phosphorylation. Gene Ontology annotation, molecular function: ATP binding; MAP kinase activity. Gene Ontology annotation, cellular component: nucleus; cytoplasm.